Priapulus caudatus is the source of this 1410-nucleotide messenger RNA. Its product is annotated as rab-like protein 2A. Gene Ontology annotation, molecular function: GTPase activity; GTP binding. Lineage: Eukaryota; Metazoa; Priapulida; Priapulimorpha; Priapulimorphida; Priapulidae. The coding region runs from base 2 to 685 and encodes 227 amino acids. The transcript is spliced from 8 exons. The record is from RefSeq and is a predicted model, not a curated record. Gene Ontology annotation, cellular component: Golgi apparatus; endosome.
UAUGAGUAUGGCGGACGGCAAGUCUCCCGACUACGAUCAAGAAUCGAAAUCCGGCGAUACCACUGUGAAAGUGAUAUGUCUAGGUGACUCCGCUGUUGGAAAAUCAAAGCUUGUGGAGCGAUUUCUGAUGGACAAUUAUCAACCACAACAACUUUCGACGUAUGCUCUGACGUUAUUUCGAUACCACACGAAACUAAACGAAGAUAAUGUGUGUGUAGAUUUCUGGGACACGGCCGGACAGGAACGGUUCAGUAACAUGCACCCGUCUUACUACCAUCAAGCACAUGCAUGCAUUCUGGUGUUUGAUGUCUCGCGAAAAGUCACAUACAAAAACCUUCCGAUGUGGUUAAAAGAACUGAGGGACUACAGGCCAGAAAUACCCUGCCUCUGUGCUGCAAACAAAAUAGAUGUUGAUUACAAGAUAACACAGAAAAGCUUUAAUUUUGCCAAGAAGCAAGGCAUGCCAUUUUACUUUGUCUCCGCAUCAGAUGGGACCAAUGUAGUCAAGUUAUUUAGGGAUGCUAUCAAUGCAGCCGUAAGCUACAAGAACAACUCUACAGACUACAUGGAUGAAGUAAUGCGAGAAUUAGAAACAUUUAACAGCAUGGGCCUGACAGACUCAGGUUUUGACACUCCAGACGGGGCAGAAAAUAAGAGCAUCACAGACGGACCAAGCAUCAGCUAGCCGAGAGGACAUGUUUAGGCAAUGUGCAGAUAUCUAUCAUUCAGCAUGCUGAAGCCAGCAGGAUGUACGUUUCAAUGCGUAUGAAAGCCUCCUCAUAGGUCUGUGUCAUGUAGAAGCUAGACAUUUCUCACCAAACGUAGAUUGCAGAAUUUGAGGUUAUGUUGCAAAAAGAUGUAAGCAGAUUCAUGGAUGUUUUGGUGUGUGCAAUUUUGUGCGAAGUGCAUUUGCUUUUAAAGUUACUGUAGACACCCACACCCACAGACAGUCAUUUUGCAAGUGAUGGCCGAAAAGGUGAUACGCAUGUUGUUUUAUGUAUAUUUCUAAUAAUUAUAAUAUUAUAUAUAUAUAUAUUGCUUAUUAAGAGUAGGCACUGUGUCUUUCAAUCCAACGUGCGGCAGACAUUUCUUUUUGUGAUGUUGUUUUGAACUUAACUUGUUUAAUAGUGCGAGCAGCAUUUUUUAUGUCCCUAAAAGAGCUGCAUGCUUAUUGGUAACUAUACAGUCCUUAAUGAGGGGCAAGGAUCAAGAGCUUAGAGAGGGGGCAAGGGUUAGGUUUUCUGCAUCAUUACAGAUUUGAAAGACCUAUAUUUUUGAUUGCGAAUGUAACGUCAACAAUCGUGUGGCAUUUGCAUUAAGCCCGGGUCACAACAGAUCGUACGAAAUUUUGUCGUGGUUGAUCCAUAAAAUAUUUGUCGUGGCCAGAUCUUGCAACAUGCCCGAAAUGUA